UUUAAGAAACAGUAAUAGUUACAAGUUAGAAGGAUUGUUAGAUUGGGCUAUAGAGGAGAGUAUUAGCAUGGCAGAGACAAAUAUGAGAAGCAAAGAAGGCUAUUACAUGAUGAAAGAUAAUUAA
Dentiscutata heterogama is the source of this 124-nucleotide messenger RNA. The record is from the annotation of a GenBank genome assembly. NCBI's taxonomy places the organism in Eukaryota, Fungi, Glomeromycota, Glomeromycetes, Diversisporales, Gigasporaceae.